AUGGACUGCUUGAAUUUGACCGAUGAGACGGCAGCUGCCCGCCACCAUUACUCGGCUCAGACCUCGGCACUUCUGACCCUUCUAGUGGGCGUCCUCAUCCUGCUGACUGUCUUCGGUAACGUCAUGGUGGUCAUCGCUGUGACCACCAGCCGUACCCUCAGAGCCUCUCAGAAUUUAUUCUUGCUCUCUCUGGCGUGUGCAGACAUCCUGGUGGCCACAUCAGUGAUGCCCUUCUCAUUGGCCAAUGAACUGAUGGGCUACUGGUACUUUGGCAAGGUGUGGUGUGAAAUCUACCUGGCGUUGGAUGUGUUUUUCUGCACUUCAUCCAUCGUCCACCUGUGCGCCAUAAGCCUGGACCGAUACUGGUCCAUCACCCGAGCCGUCGAGUACAACCUACGUAGGACGCCGCACAGGAUCAAAUGUACUAUUCUCAUUGUUUGGGUGCUUGCCGCCAUGAUCUCAUUCCCGCCGCUAAUCACCAUGAAGAAGGACGAGGGUCAAAAGGAACGACCGGAGUGUCAAAUAAAUAAUGAGAAGUGGUACAUUGUCUUCUCCAGCAUUGCUUCCUUCUUUGCACCUUGCACCAUCAUGGUCCUAGUCUAUGUCAGGAUCUACCUGGUGGCCAAGCAGAGAACUAGAACCCCACCGGGUGAAAGGUCACGAGAAAAUGGACGGCAGUGUGAUGCAAAAUAUGACUUGGAGCGUGAGGAAGAUGGAGAAGUGCACGUGGUGGAAGCGGACGAAUCGUCAUCUGACGGCCACGAAUUAAGCUUGUGUUCCUUGAAAAAGUGGCGAGCCGGGCGGGGGGCCAAGCCCGUGGAAGCCACCAUGAGGUCUGAGGUGAACUCAGGUCGCUGGAAAGGAAGACAGCGCCGAGAGAGACACUUUACAUUCGUCUUGGCCGUAGUGGUCGGAGUGUUCGUCCUCUGCUGGCUCCCAUUCUUCUCUACAUACACACUUACGGCAGUGUGCAAGUGCUGCGUGCCUGAGACGCUCUUUAAGAUGUUCUUCUGGUUGGGAUACUGCAACAGCUCCCUCAACCCAGUCAUAUAUACCAUCUUUAAUCAUGAUUUCAGGAGAUCCUUUAAAAAAAUCCUCUGCAGGAAAACCCGUGGAGAUUUAUAA
Messenger RNA from Nerophis lumbriciformis (worm pipefish), 1125 nucleotides. The record is from RefSeq and is a predicted model, not a curated record. Lineage: Eukaryota; Metazoa; Chordata; Actinopteri; Syngnathiformes; Syngnathidae.